UCUACAAAAAAACUAUUAAAAAAAACUCAAAUUCAAAAUCUAUAAAACAUUAAAAAAUACAAACUCUACCAAACAAACUUACUUACAACAUCACAAAAAUGUUGUAGACAAAAAUUGUGGAAUAAUUGAUUUUUUCUCUUCGACGUGUGUUGUGCAAAAGAAAAAAAAAAGAAAAAAAAACUUGCUCGCCACUCUAAUAAAAAAGUGUUGGCUUUUUCUCCACCAGAACAGAGUUUUGUGUACCUUCCUUCUUUCUUCAGUGUAAUCUAUCUGAAUAUAAAAAAAAAAAAUCUGAUUGGAAGAAGAGAACAAAUUUUAUAACAUUUUUUCUAUGCAAUUCGGUGGUCGUCAAACUUGCGACACCAUCAACAAAAUAACAUCACCACAUUCAAGUGAAAGUUCUAUAUUAUUUUCACACUCCCCCGAAGCCUCGUCAUUAUAUUAUUAUUAUUAUAAAAGAAAUGUCUUCGUCAAAUAAUCAAUCGAGCCAAAACCAGGCUGCUGCUACUGGGUCGUCUAGUCAAUCCCAAAAUUCUUCAGCCGCCACCCAACAGCAAUCAAAUCAAAAUUCAGCUAAACCAAAACACGAUGAACCAUCUACCCCAGAUGGUCCCCCACCACAGACCGCCGCCGCCAAGAAAGCCUCGCUUACCGGAACCAAGGACCGAAUCGUAGAUAGUGUCCCAUUUCCGCCAAGUCAUAAGCUAACUAUUGCCGAGAUAUUUGAUGCUAGGACAGGCAAACCCCAACCCGACGUCCUCAAGCAACAUUUUAUACUCGAAGGUCGCAUUGAAGAAGCACCAGCGUUACGUAUUAUCCGCGAAGGUGCCGCCUUAUUGCGCUCCGAAAAGACUAUGAUCGAAAUCGAAGCACCUGUUACAGUGUGCGGCGAUAUUCAUGGACAAUUCUAUGAUCUCAUGAAAUUGUUCGAAGUGGGCGGAUCGCCCGCUUCCACCAAGUACCUUUUCUUAGGCGAUUACGUUGAUCGGGGUUAUUUUAGUAUCGAAUGCGUUUUGUAUUUGUGGGCCCUUAAAAUCUGCUAUCCGACGACGUUGUUUUUGCUGCGAGGCAAUCACGAGUGUCGUCAUUUGACCGAGUAUUUCACAUUCAAGCAAGAAUGUAAGAUCAAAUACUCGGAAUGUGUCUAUGAUGCAUGUAUGGAUGCAUUUGAUUGCUUGCCAUUGGCUGCGCUAAUGAAUCAACAAUUUCUAUGUGUUCAUGGUGGAUUGUCUCCUGAGAUACACGAACUCGAGGAUAUUCGUCGUUUGGAUCGGUUCAAAGAACCACCAGCAUUUGGGCCAAUGUGCGAUCUGCUUUGGUCUGAUCCGUUGGAAGAUUUUGGCAAUGAAAAGAACUCUGAAUUCUAUACCCACAAUUCGGUUCGUGGAUGUUCGUAUUUCUAUAGUUAUGCAGCAUGUUGCGAUUUUCUGCAAAAUAAUAAUUUGCUGUCGAUUAUUAGAGCUCAUGAGGCACAAGAUGCCGGAUAUAGAAUGUAUCGGAAGAGUCAGACAACUGGUUUUCCAUCACUCAUUACGAUAUUUUCGGCACCCAAUUAUCUGGAUGUUUAUAAUAAUAAAGCAGCAGUUUUAAAAUAUGAGAAUAAUGUAAUGAAUAUAAGACAAUUUAAUUGCUCACCACAUCCUUAUUGGUUGCCUAAUUUUAUGGAUGUCUUUACAUGGUCGUUGCCAUUUGUUGGUGAAAAGGUGACCGAAAUGUUAGUCAAUGUUUUAAAUAUAUGCUCGGAUGAUGAGCUGAUGACUGAAAGUGAUGAGGAUCCGCUAACUGAUGCUGAGGAUGCUGCCCUCCGUAAGGAAGUUAUACGCAAUAAGAUUCGAGCUAUUGGUAAAAUGGCACGGGUCUUUUCGGUAUUGCGUGAAGAAUCUGAGAGUGUAUUGCAAUUGAAAGGACUCACACCGACUGGUGCAUUGCCAUUGGGAGCAUUGUCGGGCGGCAAACAGUCGCUGAAAAAUGCUAUGCAAGGAUUUUCACCUAAUCAUAAAAUAACAUCGUUUGCUGAAGCAAAGGGAUUGGAUGCGAUUAAUGAGAGAAUGCCUCCGAGGAGGGAUGCUCCACCUACUCCUGUAGAUGAUAAGUCCACCACCCAGUCGUCCAUCAAUGGGUAAUUUAGUUUUUAAUAUUGAAAAAAAAAAAAAAAAACUAAAAGUUCCAGUAAGCAAA
Molecule: messenger RNA, 2178 nt
Organism: Episyrphus balteatus (marmalade hoverfly)
Lineage: Eukaryota; Metazoa; Arthropoda; Insecta; Diptera; Syrphidae
Gene: Pp2B-14D
Product: serine/threonine-protein phosphatase 2B catalytic subunit 2
Exons: 1
Coding region: 462-2123 (553 amino acids)
Biological process (GO): calcineurin-mediated signaling
Cellular component (GO): calcineurin complex; cytoplasm
Molecular function (GO): calmodulin binding; calmodulin-dependent protein phosphatase activity
Source: RefSeq, a predicted model, not a curated record